Pogoniulus pusillus (Red-fronted tinkerbird) is the source of this 594-nucleotide messenger RNA. RefSeq names its product DnaJ heat shock protein family (Hsp40) member B8 (gene DNAJB8). The record is from RefSeq and is a predicted model, not a curated record. The transcript has a single exon. Lineage: Eukaryota; Metazoa; Chordata; Aves; Piciformes; Lybiidae. Gene Ontology annotation, molecular function: Hsp70 protein binding; ATPase activator activity. Gene Ontology annotation, biological process: protein refolding; positive regulation of proteasomal ubiquitin-dependent protein catabolic process. The coding region runs from base 1 to 594 and encodes 197 amino acids. Gene Ontology annotation, cellular component: cytosol; endoplasmic reticulum membrane.
AUGAGGGAUUACUAUGAAGUCCUUGGGCUACACAAGAGUGCCUCGCAGGAUGACAUUAAGAAAUCCUACCACCAACUGGCACUCAAAUGGCAUCCUGACAAGAAUCCCAGCAACCAGGUGAAAGCUGAAAAGAAAUUCAAAGAAAUUGCUGAGGCAUACAAGAUUUUGUCUGACCCUCAGAAACGACUGGACUACGACAGGUCUGUUCAGGAGAGCUCUGAUUCCUUCGAUGUGUUCUAUGAAGUCUUUGAAGAGAUGGAACUUCAUGUACGUUUUCUCUACGACCACUUCAAUGUGAGAAACGAUGGUAGAAACUGGUGGCAGAGAAUUGAGAGAAGCUUCCAGAUGCCUGCUGACUUUAUGGAGCCAUUCACUCCACAGAAUUCAUUCAGACCCAGCAAGCAGUCCACCUCUUCCUUUGCUGAGGAUACAGCUGGGCCACACAGAGUCAGAUCAGUGUCAACCUCUACUGAAGAAAUCAGUGGCAAGAAGUUCACCAACAAGAAAAUCAUUGAGAACAGGCAGGAGAGAAUGGAAUCAGAAGAUGGCCAGCUGAGGUCCACAACAAUAAAUGGCAGAGACCACCUGAAAUGA